Lathyrus sativus (Indian pea) is the source of this 1086-nucleotide messenger RNA. Lineage: Eukaryota; Viridiplantae; Streptophyta; Magnoliopsida; Fabales; Fabaceae. The record is from the annotation of a GenBank genome assembly.
AUGGAGAAUGUUACUCAACACCAGCCUUCUACAUUAACAUCUGGUGUUGUUUCAACUGAUGUUGCUGCAACUGAAAUUCACGUUGUUGGGCUUCCUCCACUUGGAAAGAAAAGAAAACCAAAUGCUAAUGGUCCUAGGAAAUCGUCUCCUGCAUGGGACCACUUUAUUAAAUUACCUAAUGAAACUGAACUAGUAGCUGCUUGUAAACACUGUCAUAAAAAGUAUUUGUGUGAUCCAAAAUCCCAUGGGACAUCUAACAUGCUUGCUCACACAAAAAUAUGCACCGGGAGGCCACAAAAUGAUCCUACACAAACUGCCAUUUCCUUUGCUAGUGGAGAGGGUGGUGGCUUGGUUGCUGCAAGCCAACGAUUUAAUAUGGCAGCUUGUAGAAAGGCUAUUGCUCUAUUCGUGAUCCUAGAUGAACAUUAUUUUAGAGUAGUUGAAGGGGAGGGAUUUAAGUUGCUAUGCAAACAAUUACAACCCCAAUUAACUAUUCCAUCGAGGAGGACUGUGGCGAGGGACUAUUUUCAACUUUUUGUUGAUGAAAAAGUAAGAUUGAAAGGUUAUUUUAAAUCUGAUUGCAAUAGGGUAGCCUUAAUCACUGAUUGUUGGACAUUCAUUCAAAAUCUUAGCUACAUGACCCUAACUGCACACUUUAUUAAAAAUGAUUGGAAGUAUGAAAAUAGAAUUCUAAGUUUUUGUUUAGUUCCUAAUCAUAAGGGUGAGACAAUUGGUAGGCAAGUUGAAGAGAUAUUAAGGGAGUGGGGAAUAAGGAAUGUAUCCACAAUCACAGAGGACAAUGCAACAUCUAAUUAUGUAGUUGUUGCUUAUUUGAAGAAGAAGAUUAAUAAUAUGGGUGUUUUAAUGAGUGAUGGGUCUUUCUUUCAUCUUCGUUGUUGUGCACACAUUCUAAAUCUGGUGGUUCGUGAUGGUAUAAAACAAAAUGAAUUAUCUAUUUGUGCCAUUAGAAAUGCUGUUAGAUUUGUGAGAUCAUCACCCCAAAGAUCAUCAAAGUUCAAAGAAUGUAUUGAGUUUGCUAGAAUUAAUUAUAAGAAAAUUUUAUGUCUUGAUGUUCCAACAAGGUGA